This is a messenger RNA of Aegilops tauschii subsp. strangulata, 882 nucleotides long. RefSeq names its product non-specific lipid transfer protein-like 1. The record is from RefSeq and is a predicted model, not a curated record. Gene Ontology annotation, biological process: lipid transport. Gene Ontology annotation, molecular function: lipid binding. Lineage: Eukaryota; Viridiplantae; Streptophyta; Magnoliopsida; Poales; Poaceae.
CAAUUCCGUCCAACAAACCUCUUUCCCCUCCCCGCAUCCCAAGCCUCCCAGCUCCAUCGCCACACGCUCGAACCCACUCCUCUCACGCUCAAGCGCACACCGCACCAACCAGAGCAGCCAUGGCUCUCACCGGCGGCGCCACCACCGCAGCGUGCAUCCUCGUCCUCCUCGCGCUCGCCGACGCCGCGGGGGCGGCUACCCGGGCGCCAGCGCCGGCGCCGGCGCCGGACUGCAUGGAGGCGUUGAUUAGCCUCGCAGACUGCCUCGACUAUGUGACGCCCAGCACCAAGUCGGCUCGGCCUUCCAAGGCUUGCUGCACGGAGGUGAAGACCGCCGUCGGCACCCCCGCCACCGUGAAGUGCCUCUGCGCUGCCAUGGACGCCAAGACAACUCCGAUACCGAUCAACAUGACACGGGUGCUCGCUCUCCCCACCGCCUGCGGCCAAUCCGCCUCCGUCUUGAACAAGUGUCACGCUGCACAUGGGCCGGGUGGUGCUCCUGCUGAAGCACCGUCACCUUCAGCAUCCAGUGGCGGCGCGACCGCUUCACCACCGAAGGCGAAUGUGGCGGCGAGGUCUCCGGGCGGCUCCGCCACCGUUCUCUUGGCAACUGUGGUGACUUCGCUGCUCGCCUUCUAUUACCUCUGAGGGCCAACAUCUCAGCCUCUCUCACGUGUUAUGUUGCACAGACCUUGUGACUCUGCGUUGCGCGGUGUUGUAAUCUGAGUUUACUUUGUUUAUCGGGAUGGGUUAUUAUCAUGUAGUGUGGUGGACUGAAUAUUGAGUGCGUAGUAAAUUGCAAUGUACCGUGGACUGGGUAUUUUGAAGUCGUUGCCAGUUAUGACACUUUAUUUACUUUUGAAUGCGCAGAUGACUUUGUUGA